Dichomitus squalens LYAD-421 SS1 is the source of this 627-nucleotide messenger RNA. Its product is annotated as WD40 repeat-like protein. The annotation marks the transcript as partial. The record is from RefSeq and is a predicted model, not a curated record. The transcript has 2 exons. Lineage: Eukaryota; Fungi; Basidiomycota; Agaricomycetes; Polyporales; Polyporaceae. Gene Ontology annotation, molecular function: protein binding.
GGCCAUGAUGAGCGGCUCUCGUCUCUUGUCUACUCUCCAGAAGGCUCGCGUCUCGCCACGGCAUCCUGGGACUGCACUAUCAUCUUGUGGGACUCCGACGGGCAGCUCGUCCACGAAUGGGUGGCACAUACUGGAUCUGUCCCCUCACUCGCAUUCUCCCCCGAUAGUCGGCAUCUUGCAUCCGGGGGCAGGGACAGAAAGAUCGCGGUCUGGGACACGGGACAGUGUCUCGUCUUCUCAAGAAUGCAUACGAGGCGGGUAACCGUAGUGGCAUUCUCGUCGGAUGGGACGCGCAUGCUGUCUACUUUCUGGGGCGAUACACCGAAGAUCCUCGACACAUACAGCGGCACCAUGAUCCUUUCCCUCGAAGGACACACCGGCGGGGUCGGGGCCGCGUGCUUCUCGCCGUGCGGGAAGCAUGUUGCAUCCGCAUCAUCGGACGAGAAGGUGCGGCUGUGGAGAACGGACGAUGGAUCAUGCAUGGGGAUAUUCUCCGAGCACAAGGACGCGGUCUGGCUCUUAGCUUUCUCCCCGGAGGGAAAGACGCUAUCGUCUGGUGCGAAUGAUGGGUCAGUCGUGAUUAGACAUAUGCGCUAUAUCAUUCCAGUGGAAGACACAAGUGUGUAG